AUGGCGUAUAAUCCCUACGGUGGAGUGCCUGGCUUCGGCCCGCCUCCGACAUACGGUUCAUAUCCUGGAGCUAGCGGUGCUCCAGGUGUUCCGUCUGCUCCUGGUCUAGGACCUCCUCCAGGCAUGUCUGCCCCAGGAAUGGCGCCACCACCUGGCGUUCAGCAGCACAACAUCAAUCAAGCUAAUCGACCUAGCGGUCUGCCAUCCAACUUCCAAGCUCCUCCGAAUAUGCCUAAUAUUAACUUCAACGCCCCCGUCAUUCGUCUCGGUACCUCUACGAAACCCCCAACCCCUGGGAUGCAAGGCCGCAAAGACAGCGAGACCCCCAACUCUGCUGGCCCUAGAGGAGGUAUGGGGAUGGAACGUGGCUUAGACCAAACACGACAGGCCAUACGCGAGAAUAUGCAAGCAUUAGUCCCACCAACCAAAGAAGAAAUCGUGCGGACUGUCUUUGUGAGUGGGAUCACAGAUGGAAUUAGUAGCAAUGAGGGUGUGGAGAAGAUCCUCAGCACCGUGGGUAAGGUGCGCCGUUGGGAUAGAGCUGUCGAUGCUGGUGGGAAAGAAAUGACCUUUGGUUUCGCCCAGUUCGAAGAUAUCGAGUCCCUCUGGCUCGUCUCCGAGAUCCUAAAAGAUAUCAAGGUACCCGUGAAAAAGCAAUUACCAUUAGACGAGCCCGCGAACGACGACGAUUCCUACGCGAAUUUCGAAAAAACAAUCCUUCAAGUUAAAUUAGAUGAGAAUUCGGUAAAAUACCUGGAGGCGUAUAGGGAGAGCAGGCCUGAUGACUCCGGUGCAGAGGCAAGACGGGAAGCUGCCAGAGGUGCGUUAAAGCAGACCAUAAAAAAUCUCUUUUAUCCUACCUCGCGAUCUGGAGCAGACGCGGAUGGGGAUGUCGCUAUGGGUGACAGCUCGGCUCAGAACGGCGAGAAUGUUGAGGUGGUUAAUAUCCCCUUGGCACAGGAGGACGAACUAGCCGAUAUCCCAGCUGAGAUGCGCGAGACCGUUGCUGCUGAAAUUGCCGCUUUCAGAGAACGAAGUAUUAGGCGAGAUUUGGAACGCUUGAAGAGGGAGGAAGAACUCGAGGCAAUGGAACGUCAAAGGAAUGGUGCAUCUCGGCCCUCUCGAUUAGCGUCACCGCCGCCUUCCAGUUCAAAUAAUAUUCCGCUAGGACCACGCGGUGUACCGAACGCGCCAUCUGGUCCGAAGGGACAGAAGUCUGAUAUGGGCAAGGAUUACAAUAGGUCAAUCAAUUUUAUUAACGGCGGCACGACAAAUGGUAGUCAAUCUUAUAACAGGGAUGAUGAGGACGAUUCGGCUAGUGAUGAGGAACUAGAGCGUCGUCGAAUCGCUAAGCAAAAUGCGGAGACUGAGAAGCUCUAUCUGGACGCCGAGCGCCGAUGGUUGAAUCGGGAGAAGUCUCGCACAGCUGCCCUAGAACGAGAAAAGGAGCGCGACGGCUCGGAUGCAAAAGACUUUGCUAAGAACAGAGAUAAAGUUCUCCAGCGACUCAAACAUUUUGAUGACGAUGCGGAGGCAUCACGAAAGUCGGAAGAUUAUUACAAGGACCGGAGCGCUUGGAUCAGAAAUCGCACUGCAUUUAGAGCUAGAGAAAUAGCAGCCGAUGACACAGACCGACAAGCAGAAGAGCAAGAACGCGUUAAGGAAGAGGCGGAGCGAGAGCAAGCACGGGGUAUGGCUGAUUCGUUCCUUGAGAGGCAAGCUCAGGAGAUGGAACAGCGCCAAGCCAGUAGGGUCGGAAUUACCGCACCUCAACCCUUCAAACUAUCUCUCGGCGCAGCUGCGCAGAAGGCGCAGGCGCAACGUGCGGCGCCACAAAGGAAGACCAUCGCCGAGGUUGAGGGUCUUCUCGAGGACGAGGACGAAGAUGCGACUUCUAGGCGGCAGCUCAUACCAAUUCAAUUUGAGCCCGCUGCUGCUGCGGCCAUGUCCGACGAAGAACGAGAUCAAGCUGUGCGUGCGUUGGCACAAGAAAUUCCAAACGAAAAGGAAGGACUCUGGGAGUGGGACGUCAAGUGGGAUUUCUUGGACGAGAGCGUUAUUCGCGAGAAGCUCAGGCCCUUUGUCGAGAAGAAACUGGUCGAGUAUCUAGGUGUCCAGGAGCAACUUCUUAUCGAGGUUGUAGAAGAGCAUCUUCGGAAGCACGCCAAACCUGCGGAGCUGGUAGAGGAAUUGGCAGAGGCCUUGGAUGAUGAAGCCGAAGCUCUUGUUAAGAAGCUUUGGAGGAUGGUUAUUUUCUUCACCGAGAGUGAAAAGCGUGGUCUUUCUGCAUAG
Molecule: messenger RNA, 2292 nt
Organism: Daldinia childiae
Lineage: Eukaryota; Fungi; Ascomycota; Sordariomycetes; Xylariales; Hypoxylaceae
Exons: 4
Coding region: 1-2292 (763 amino acids)
Biological process (GO): mRNA processing
Cellular component (GO): spliceosomal complex
Molecular function (GO): mRNA binding
Source: RefSeq, a predicted model, not a curated record